AUGAAUCAAUAGAUUGAUUUCGACAACGAUAACAAGCUACCCUUUAAUACAAACGGCUAUACAGAUUCAGCAGUUAUGAUGUGUUUUCAUUGUGAUCAAAUAGGAGAAACCAAGUUAGUAUAUGAAAGGGGGAUGUGGACAUACUUGAUGUGUAUAGCAAUGUAAUGCAUAUGCGGGUUAUUUAAUUGACCUAUUCUAAAGCCCAUUAGGUUCGGUUGUCUUGUUUAUGAAUGAUUGCAAAGAUAUCUAUCAUAUUUGUAGAAACUGCAAAGCUGUAGUUGGGAUUACUGAAAAACAAAUUAAAUUUCAAUGAACUUAUAGAAUAAUUCAUUAAGCGAAAAAUUAGCAAAUAUCUCAAUGUCUAUGAGUGAUUUCGACCGAUCGAAGUUAAGGAGUCAUCGUCAAGUUGGGAGUACCCAUAUCACCAUACAAGCGACUGGCUUUGUUUUCAAACAUUAAGGAAUUAUUUUUCCUUUGCUUUGCUAUUUUUAUCAAAGUCACUUCAUCUAGUUCAGAUCUGCAUGCUGGACAAAUUCUAUUCUUCUCCAACCAAUUAUCAAUACAUUACACAUGAAAGAUGUGAGUGCAAUAAGUCAAUCU
Paramecium octaurelia is the source of this 600-nucleotide messenger RNA. The record is from the annotation of a GenBank genome assembly. NCBI's taxonomy places the organism in Eukaryota, Ciliophora, Oligohymenophorea, Peniculida, Parameciidae.